This is a messenger RNA of Geodia barretti, 2181 nucleotides long. NCBI's taxonomy places the organism in Eukaryota, Metazoa, Porifera, Demospongiae, Tetractinellida, Geodiidae. The record is from the annotation of a GenBank genome assembly.
AUGGCCUCUCGUGCUUGCGCUCAAGGUGGAGAAGAAAACGACACAUCCUGCUACUACGAUGUUUUGGUGAUAGGAAGGACCGGUCAGGGCAAGAGCACACUGGCCAACAAAUUUAUAGGCGUCGAUCCGGAAACGAGGUCACUACUGAAAGAACCUGAAACGGGGAAGGGGAUAAAGGACGUGAUAAGGAGGUGGGAUUGCAACGAAAACGACGAGCCAUACUUCGAAACGGCCAGCGGGAUCGAGUCCGUUACUCACCGAUGCAAAGUUCUAUCCAACGAAAUUGACAAGAAUCGACUCCUCGACACAGUGGGUUUCGCAGAUAGCGAGCUAACAGCGAAAUACGGCGUCGUUCAGGGCAAUAUUCAGAGCUUUCGCCGCAUCCUUCAAGUGCAGCGACAAUGUGAGCUUCGUUUCUCGCGCGUUGUCUAUUUCUUUCCCGUACGUGGCCCACCCAGGCGUGCAGAUGGUACUCUUCAGGAAGAAAUCAAAGUCAUGUACGAUUAUUUCGACACAAAAAUAUUCGAUAUUAUGGUCGUUGUUGCUACAAACGACGAGAAAUGCCAAGGUUCGGAGUUUACACAAGAAGACAUCGACAGGGCUGAAAAAGUGUUCAUUACAGCUUUCGAAAAGAUUUCCCAAAGCAGGCUCCCUAAGUGCCCUCCAGUCAUAUACCUACCACUAAAUACCACCCCCAAGGAAAUAUCGGAUAAAAUUGUUGGUGCACCAGUCAUUUCCGAUGCGGACACGCUUUGUUUUUCCCCAGAAUUCCCGAGAUAUCCACCACGUGUGGAGCUUAGCUUUGAAAAUCGCUGCACACGCUGUGCCGUCAAGAUAGUGUACCAAAGGUUACAUGAUGGUACUAAAAACCCGGUAAAAGUCAUCUACGGAAACGACAACGAAGAGCAGUACGACAACUCUGGUUGCCACCCACUCUUCAUUCCGAAACACUCAAAGUUUGUCAAAUUAGUUGGUGGCAUAGGCCACAUCCUGACGCUGGGAACAUUCAAGCUAGUGGAGUGGCUGUUGGACGGAAGCAUUAGGGUGUGGCCCAGUUUCUUUGACGGUCAAGAAAGUAAUGAUGUCACCGUUAAAGAAAAAGGGGUGGAAUUCAUAGAUGCUCAUUAUUUAGACCUGCUGCAAGUACUCAAAAUGACUGCCCGACUAUCUGGCCAGGUAGAAGUAAUGCCUAACAACACAAGCGAAGAUGAAGAUUUCAGCUACUUUGACAUUCUCGUGAUUGGAAAUACCGGAAUGGGGAAGAGCACGUUGGCCAACAAGCUGGUAGGAAUUGACCCAGACACAAAGGAACUGUUUGAAGCUGUUCCAAAGAGGGAGCGUGAGGCAAGUGCGAUAAAGAGGUGGGACGUUGAAGGAGAUGCAAAUCUCUAUUUCGAAACAGGCGACGGAACCGAUUCCGUGACAAAGGCGUGCAAAGUUCUCUCGAAUGAGAACACAAUGAAUCGUGUUCUCGAUGCACCAGGAUUCACGGAUGUGGACUUGGCUUAUUCCUACGGAGUAGCUAGGGGAAACAAGCAGUGCCUGCGAUGGGUCCUUCAAAACCAGAGGCAGCACGACCUUCGAUUUUCACGCGUCGUCUAUUUCAUGCCUCAGCGUGGAAUCCCGGAGCGAGUCCAGGGCACUUUCCAAGAGGAGAUCAAAGUCCUGCACGACUACUUUGGGGAAAAAAUCUUCGACAUCAUGGUAAUUGCUGUCACAAACCACAAGCGUGAGCAUUAUCAGGAGAUGGCGUUUACGGAAGAUGACCUUAGACAAACAAUGGAAGUUUUUUUUGCUGCGUUCAAGAGGAUAACUGGUGCCGUCCUUCCCAAGUGUCCACCGAUCAUCUACCUGCCUUUUGGUGAAGAGUAUCAGAGUGUAUUGAAUCGUAUCACAGGGGCGGAUGUCAUUUCCGACGCCGAAACGCUCGAUUUUUCGCCAGAGUUCCCAAUAAAUCGUGGCGAUACAGAUCAAGUUAAAGAGGGAAAUAAUAUGACGGAGUGCAAGAAGUGUGCCAUAUUGGUCAUCACGGAGAAGUCAACGGAUGGCGAAGAGAUGCCAGUUAGUGUUAGGCACGAUAAUGGCGAGGAAGAAGCCAGAGAAGAAGCCUACGAUUGCUCCAAGUGCCACCCGGCUUUCGUACAGAAGCACUCGCGAUGCGCUAAAUUUUUGGAGGGCUAG